CAGACGCGUCGAGACGCGUUUCCACGACAAAAGGGCAUGUACUAGUAGUAGAGCGCCUCGUGCACAUCCGGCACCGAUUUGUUCCUCUUCUUCAAGCAAUGUGACAAUACACUACUAACAAAUAUGGAGGAGGACAAUCCCUUCAGCAAGUCCCAGACUGUGCAUCCGGAAGUACGGGCGUACGUCUACAGUCUGGUCAACGCCCUCGGUGGAAGCAGCACUGACGAUGACGGCCGGUAUGUCCUCGGCGACGACGCACUCGCAUGUCUGCGAGAUUUAAAGAGGUGGUUGAAACUUUACGACGAGAAGAACAACAAACUCGACGUGGCCCGAUGUCUAGCGGAAGCCAAACUUGUGGGCGGAGACCUCAUUCCCAUCCUGGCUUCGUGGCCCGAAGAUGGCAAAGAGAACAAAUUGAAGGCCAGAGUGGCGCUGGCGUGCCUGGAGUUACUGGUGCCCCUGACGUGGCCUCUGGAAAAUGGAGGAGAGAUGACCUUGAACCACCACCGACACACGCCCUACAUCCAACAAGCGCAGGUGCUGUACAAGGCUGGGAUCCUCGGAUGCGAGACAAGCCCCAUCCUCCGACAAGUGAUCCGAAUCGGACUGCCUUCCAUCGCCGUGGCCAGAGACGAGAGAACGACUCGCGACGAGGGCAUUCUCAAACUGAUGUUGUAUUUCUUUCGAAAUGUCGCCGUCAUCGACCAGAUCCCCAACCUGCCCAGCCAGGGCUUGGAGAAUGAAGUGUCGAGAUCCGCGACGAUAGAGGCCUUUAGGGACCAGGACGUCUUUGCCUUGUUGCUGACCAUGUGCUCCAACAUGGGAGACGACUUUAACCAUCAGGACGUCAUCAUCCUCGACAUCAUUUUCAAUCUUAUCAAAGGCGUCGACCCAAAACGAUUAUGGAUGACAGAGCAGGAAAGAACGGGCCAAGGGAUAUCGGACCUCAGUGCCGCUCUUGCUCUAGAGGACAGCAUGAAUAAAGACGCGAAACGGAAUCAGUGGACCAGACACGGCCGCUUCGGCACCAUGUUAUGGGUCAAGCGGGAAGGCGAGAAGGUGUCGACCGUAACGGGACAAGACAACCUCAAAAGCGAUCAAAAGGCCUUUUUCAACAUGGACAAAUCCAAAAAAUGGAGUAAGCCGCAACAGAGGCGCAAAGAUAUCGACCACACCAUCCACGACUUCGACCAUACCACGUGGCUCACCAACUCGGCCAGCGAGAAGUUGCGGAAUUUUGUCGAGGAGUUUCUCGAUUCCGGUUUCAACCCGUUUUUCAGUCACUUGCGCAAAGCAAUCCAGCGUGAAGCAGAGCGCUUGCAGGAUAUCAAUUAUCGACAAUUCUUUUAUGCCGUGGCGUGGUUCAUGGAGGCGGAGCGUGUGCGCCGGGAAACGAGGAAGAAAGACAUCAAAUCGGAGAAGAUCCGCGCCGAGUUCGAGGACGAGAGCUACGCACUGGUGGCGGCCGUGCUGAAUCAAGAGACUUUCAUCAUGCUCAAUCGGUACAUGCAGAUCUCUUGGGACAACAAAGAGUGGCAAGACUUGAAUGCCAGCAUGCGGUGUUUCACCCAGAUCCUGUUGACGGUCCAGGAAAUGGCACAGAGUCCUCUGGAGGAGGACCAGGAAAUCGCAGACAACAUCCAAAACAACAUCUUCUACGAGGAGACGACACAUGACCGUAUCGUCGGGAUCUUGAAGAGCUACAAGGACCAGGGCUUCGGCUAUCUUGACGCUUGCACCGAACUGUCGCAUGUCUUCCUGCGCAUGCUCGAACGGUAUUCCAAGGAGAACGCCGACUUGCAGAUUCGGUCACGACGGAGAGCCAGGAGAAAGCGGAAAGAAGCCCAAAGGCAAGCUGCACAGCCUGGAGACGACCCGAUCAUGGACGAUGAUGAGAAAUCCGAAAAUGAAGACAUUGCCGACGUCAUUCAGGUUUCCAAGGAACGCAAGUUUGACUUCAACCGCUUCGCCGCAAAGUUCGCCUCGCAGGCAUCGGUAAACACUUUUGUGUCACUUCUCUCGUUUUAUCGAGAUCUCACUUCUGACCAGCUCAAACGAGCACACCGGUUCUUGUACCGAGUGGCAUUCAAGCAGGACCUUGCGGUGCUGCUUUAUCGUGUGGAUAUUGUCGCGCUAUUGUACAAAAUCGUGAACGGCCCCGAUGGUCUUGACAAGAAGAACCCAAUGUAUAGAGAUUACUCUGAGCUCUCUCGCCAGCUGUUCAAGAAAAUGUUCAAAAAAAUCGAUCAAAGACCCGAGCUGGUGGUCGAGAUGCUUUUCAGCAAGAUCCCGGCAACGCUGUAUUACCUUGAAUUCGGCCAUGAAAAACAGACCAUCGCGGCAAGUCGUCCUCCAGUAGACUUGGAGAUCAGACCAGCGCCGGGCAGGGAUGUCAAGGAGCAGAUCGGCAUCGUUGUGACUGUACUGUUGAAAGACGGAAAGACUGAGCUUGUCAAGUGGGUGAAGGAUGUCCUAGGCAAGGCUUUCGAUGAAAGACAUUCUUGGGAGGCCGAGGCUGAAGUACGAAGGGCGGCCGCACUUGAAGCAGCACAGAAGGACAACGAGUCUACAACGGACGUUGUUGAUAUUGGCCAACCCUCCUACAUCACCGUGCGUCCCACUUCGGACGAUAUCAAGACAGCCAUGUUCAAGAAUGGUCGCCUGCGAUUGUUGAUGCGCCUCGUCGGCUUUGAGAUGCUCGGCGAUGAAGACGUACUUGGGGCCAGCUGGAUCGUGCCUUCAGGUGUCACUUCGGAAAAGCUGGCAGAGUCAAAGCUUGCAAUUGAACGAUACGAGUCAACACCAUGGCAAGGGGAUGAUGAGAACGAAGAUGCCGAGGAUCUGAUCCGACGUGCUAGAAAUAAGGACAAAUCCACCAGAGACAGCGGAGACGACGCAUCGGCACCUCGAGAUGCCUUUAUCGAUGACUCAGAAGGCGAGGAGGAGUUCCUGUUUCCCGACAACCCACGGAAGAAAAGAACGGCCAAGAAUAUCAUCGAGGAGCUCAAGGCUCGACGCAAGAAAAGAAAGCGUGGUGACGACGAUGAAGACGGGGAAAUCGAUGAAGCACUCGCUGCACAGAGGAGAGCAGAGCGUGAAAAGGCAGCCAGGGCACGCCGGCUCAAGAUCAAAAGUGAAGCUUAUAUCCGGGACAGUGAUGAUGAAUCCGACGAGGAGAAAGACCGACUCUUCUUUGAAAGGGAAGAGCAGUUGCGGAAGAACCAGGCGGAGAAUAUUCGCAAACAGAUGGCGCUGGAUCGAGAGGACCAGGCUUCGAAGACGCAGAAGAAGCGCAAGCUGGCGGCGACGCUGCAAGAAGAGAGCGAGGACGACCUCCUCAUGCAGGAUAUCGACGAUGGACACGCCGAGACAGCUUCGAAAACGCAGGAGAAGCGCAGGGAGGUGGCACCGCGGCAAACUCGAAGAAUACAUGAGGACAGCGAUGAUGAUCUUCUCAUUCUGGACAUCGACGACGGACACGCCGAGCCAGCUUCGUCGCAGACGCUUCGAAAGUCGGAUACGGAAGCCGAGGAAGACGACGAAGAUACCCCUUUAUCCUCACAGAGUUCGGCUACAGUCAAGCCAUCAUAGAACAGCACUUUACAACACCGUCACAUGAACGAGGACAAACGCUGGAUAUGAACCCAUAUACCAUGUCAGUCUUGAUUCAACGAUCGGCUGAGAGACGGCUGUGCGAGAAACUACCUUACCGUUCGAGAGCAGCUUUUCUGGAAGUGACCGGCGAGUUUCCGUCCACACUUCGAGUUUUAGAAAUCACUACAAUAAGGAACAUGCCGUGGUGGAAUGGUUGGCAUGCCAACUUCUGCCGGUUUCCAGACCUUUUGAUCCCUCUUGUACCUCAUUCGAUUAUUCUGUACUUGAACUGCUUUAUGAUAGAUACCCCGUUGCCUGCUUUCGUUGGUCCUGAAAAAGAGGGACGGGCGUCGAAGAUAUUGAAAGGUGGAAUGGCCAAGAGCGGGCUGUGGAUGUCGUGCAUGAUCAUGACUCUGGAGAUAGCAUUAUGGAAGAUUUUACAUGGGAAGGCUGAAGUUUCCUAACCAGCCUUAGUUUCAUUGUCUAUGAUACCUAUGAGAAGAGGUGUCCAACCGCCGUUGUACCAUGACCCAACAAUCAGACUCCUACAUGUGCCCGCGCAGCAGCCCUGAAUCGUUGGUUUGGCCCACGCGAGUCAGCCUCCUUCGUAUGGGAUCGGUCGCUGGGCCGAGAUGAAGGUUAGUCAGCCGGUAGUACU
Molecule: messenger RNA, 4252 nt
Organism: Exophiala dermatitidis NIH/UT8656
Lineage: Eukaryota; Fungi; Ascomycota; Eurotiomycetes; Chaetothyriales; Herpotrichiellaceae
Product: replication fork protection complex subunit Swi1/Tof1
Exons: 2
Coding region: 124-3591 (1155 amino acids)
Biological process (GO): DNA replication checkpoint signaling; DNA repair; replication fork arrest
Cellular component (GO): replication fork protection complex
Molecular function (GO): DNA binding
Source: RefSeq, a predicted model, not a curated record